AUGGAAGACGGUCAGUGUCCCUGGCUGCGGUGCGUGUUGAUGAGUGGUAGGUUGAGGGGACUGGGAGUGGAGCGGGAAGAUGAGCUAUACUCCACCUUGUACGUGUGGCACAAAUUGUACAGAUUCUUCGGAGUAGUAAGCGGAUCAGGUUACAAAUGUGAUCCUUCGGCAUGUGAGAAACAAUGUAAGCAGUGUAGCAACCCCAGAUGUCAAUGUGAAUGCCCCUGUUGUAAAAGUAGAAAUGGAGGCAUAAGCACUCCUGACUGCAGUAGCCAUUCCCCCGGUGCCGCCUCUUCCCGCAGUCAACAGCAAACCCUCACUCUACCAUAUUCCACCAGCCCCUCUGACUCACAAUCUUCUUCCCCCGCCCCUUACAUCAUCGCCGCCGUCGCCCUCAUCAUCGUCGUCAUCUGCGCCAUGGUCUACUUCCGCAUCCGGCCGUUCCACAGGGUGCGGUAUCUACUGCGCAGCUGA
Molecule: messenger RNA, 474 nt
Organism: Babesia bigemina
Lineage: Eukaryota; Apicomplexa; Aconoidasida; Piroplasmida; Babesiidae
Exons: 3
Coding region: 1-474 (157 amino acids)
Source: RefSeq, a predicted model, not a curated record